Messenger RNA from Erpetoichthys calabaricus (reedfish), 3359 nucleotides. Its product is annotated as gastrula zinc finger protein XlCGF52.1-like. Bases 178 to 1473 code for a protein of 431 amino acids. Lineage: Eukaryota; Metazoa; Chordata; Cladistia; Polypteriformes; Polypteridae. The record is from RefSeq and is a predicted model, not a curated record. The transcript is spliced from 3 exons.
CGGGGGUGAUGGAAACUGAAGCCACGCUGCAGGCCGGCGCUGAACUGGAAGGCAGAUGGCUGCGAGUGCAACGCAAUUGUGAGGUCGACUUCAGUUUAUGUGCACGCUGGAGAAACAAAAAGACAAAAAGUAAAAGGUGUAAUUUACUGUGAAGUCUGGACCAGUGUAAAAGAAGAGAUGUGUGAGGCUGACACAAAUAUCAUGGAGAAACAGACUGCAAAUGUUAAGGAGGAGGACUGCAAAUGGGAGUUUGACCACCCUAAACAGGAGAGUCUAGACAUUAAAGGUGAGGAGAGUGAACUUGGAUCAGUGAAUAUUAAAGAUGAGGCCGAAGAGAAGUCUGUCAGCAUUGAGAUACACACAAAUGAAAGUGUGCAGAGAGUCAAAGAAGACGACUUUCAAGAUGGAGUGAAGGCUGAGUUCAUCUCUUCUCAAAGCAGACAGUGUUCAUCAAGCAAUGUAAAGUCUGAAUCAUUACAAUCUGUCACAAAUGGGACUGAGGAAAAUUCAUCUGUUAGAACUGAAGAAGAUCAGCAACCUACAACAAAUCAGUCUGAUAAAAGAAACAAACCUCACUGCUGUUCUGAAUGUGGCAAGCAAUUUUGUCAAAGGAGCUCCUUUCAGCGCCAUCAAAGAAUUCACACAGGGGAGAAGCCGUACUGCUGUUUGGAAUGUGGCAAACAAUUCUGUCAGAGGGGUGGCCUUUGCACCCACAAGCGAAUUCACACUGGAGAGAAGCCAUUUUGCUGUUCUGAAUGUGGCAAACAAUUCAGUGACAGGAGUGCGUUGCAUAGGCACAAAAUCACUCACACUGGAGAGAAGCCAUUUCACUGUUUGGAAUGUGGCAAACAAUUUGGUCGCAGGAGUGGCCUUUGGAGCCACACAAGAAUUCACACAGGUGAGAAGAAACCGUAUUGCUGUUCCGAAUGUGGCAAACAAUUCCGUCAAAGGAGCGAUCUUCGGAACCACAGUAGAAUUCACACUGGAGAGAAUCUGUAUUGCUGUUUGGAAUGUGGCAAACAAUUCUGUGACAGGAAGGACCUUCAGAGCCAUACUUUGAUUCACACAGGUGAGAAGCCAUAUUCCUGUUUGGAAUGUGGCAAAAAAUUCAGUCACAAGGCUAGUCUUUGGAGCCACAAAAGAAUUCACACUGAAGAGAAGCCAUAUUGCUGUUUAGAAUGUGGUAAACAAUUCUGUUAUAGGAGUGGUCUUUGGAGACACACAAGAAUUCAUACCGGAGAGAAGCCGUAUUGCUGUGUGGAAUGUGGCAAAAAGUUCCUUGACAGGUGUGGACUACAGAGCCACACAAGAAUUCACACAGGAGAGAAGCCGUUUUUCUGCAUGGAAUGUGGCAAACAAUUCCGUUAUAUGAACGUUCUUCAGAGACACGCUAGACUUCACACUAGAAAGAAGCCGCAAGUAGUAAGUAAGAUGGGCAAGAAGGAGGAAGGAGUCACCCACCUAUCUACUUAAGUCUUUAUGACUACCUUCAUGCCUUCGGCUCUGUUGUACAAGAACCAUACUAAAUCUCAUCAAGGCAAAAACUAUGUUCUUAGUAUAAAAUGAUACUAAUAAUAACAACUCAAAAUGGCCACAUAUGUCCCUAAAGAAAAAGGUGCACAUUCCCUGCUUCAGUAUCUGGGUAGGUGAAUGGUGGUAGCAAUUGUGCAUCAUCUUCAGACGUCCAUUAGAGUGACAGCCCAGAUUGGUGGUAGUGGUGCUGGUCCCAUCAUAAUAGUACAGACUUAUUUAAGUCUAAGUAGAAGGAGUGAGAUCACGUAAAGAAAAUUGCAGUAAUAUAUAUUAACAUAUGAAGACCUGAACGUAAACACAAACUCUAAGAUGGGAUACAGAGCAGACCAUUCAAGGAAUAAUCCAAGAAAGUUCUAGAGUGAACCUGAACAUAACUAUACCACCUAACAAAAAAGAAAGACUAUCGGAGAAACAUUUAUGAAUAUUCUCAAGGACAUAACAAAGAAAAAACUUGGAUAACCAAAUUACAUUAUUAACCCAAGUGGAAGAAAUCUGAUGGACUGAGGUAACAGCAGAAGUGCUUAUAAAUAAAUACAAAAGUUCUGCUAAGUGGAAGGUAGCUGAGGUAGCCACGGUACCUAAUUCUGCUCAGAGCACCCAACAUCCCUGCACCAGGAUAUGGCUGACUGUGAAAGGAUGGUAAUGCAACAAACAGAGAUAACAGUACAGCGGCUCACAAAGAAGGGAGAACCUUCCGGCUCUCAAAAAGUGAAACAUAUUAAUUUUUCUAAAAACUACAACCCGAGAACCUGCCUCUCUACUGUUUAGAAGCUCUUCACUUUGGUGGACACAGCUAGGAUUUACAAACACUUGGCCCAAAACAACUUGACGGCAGUAGCGCAAAAAGGAAGUAAGAGACUAAACAAAGUAAUUAUGAAAUUUUGUAAGAAACAUGGAAACCUCAGUGUGGCAUUGAUUGAUUGAUUGAUUGAUUGAUUGAUUGAUUGAUUACAAACAAACCCUUUACAGUGUCCACCCUGUCCUGAUAAACUUCAUUUCAACCACCAUGCUCCAUUGACCAACACUCAUGCAGCAAAAGAACUGAUCACUGUCCCAAACAUAAUAAAAGAUGAAUAUUUCAAGGGGGCUCAUUUCACUCUGUUUUACUCGCUGGUAUCAAACCCAUUAAGCCCCCUUCUCAAUAACCUCGCUCUUUAAUUUCAUAUCGGCAUUCACCAUCAGCUGAACCCAGACUUGUCCACGCAUCUCUUUCGCAUGACCUAAAACUGUAGAGCUCACCUGCCCACAGCUGAAAGGAACAGUCACACGUGGUAAAAGAAAUUUCAAACCGUUCCAACAUUUGUUUGGGCUUGACAAGUGUGCCAAAGUAAUCUUCAAUAAUUGGAAAUGAACAUCUGCCUGAACAUGUUAACCUUGAUUAGGUGUGUAUCCUGAGAAAUGUUAACACUGAAGAAACUUAAUACUUUGGACUUUGUGGCCUGCAGAGGACGCUCCUGCCACUCAAACCCGACUCUUGACAGAUGCAGGACACAAGUUCUGCACACACGUUUUUAUUUUAUUUUUCCUCGUGGGAAACGCCUUCCUGUUUCCCACCUGCAUAGCACUGUUAAAGCACUAAACCCACAGCAUAAAACGCUUUCUUUUCUUCUUCUUUCUCUUCCCCUCAAUCCACCUCCACUCCUCCUAGUAAGCUUUGUCCUCCAGCUCUCGGAGUAGUGGCAGCUGGCUCCUUUUAUACGGCACCCAGUGCUCCAGGUAUCUGUGGAUCUUCUUCCAGGUGUGGCAGAAGUGCUGCACCAAAGGGUUUAGCCGUUCCUGUAACGCCCCUUGGCGGCACUCACGGAACCCAGCAAACUGGGCUCCCA